GAGCAUCGGCAGAAGCGCCCUCCUAUCUCCCUUUAUAAAAGUAUCCAAUUGCUCACUUCUGCAUACCAUUUCCUUCCUCCGACCAAAACAGAAGCUUAUCCCUAGUGGAUUGGCCACUACUCAAUUAUCGUCUGCUGUUUGGGCGACGAAAAAUGCGUUCCUUCAUCUCCUCCGCGAUAUUCUCUUCCUUAUUUAUCUUCCUUUUGUUGACGGGUGGAAGAUGCGGACCCAGGCAUAAGAGGUUCCUCAGAACAGAUUUUCUCAACCCUCUCUCUGACAGCCUCGUAGGACUGGGUGAUUAUGCCCGCGAUCUAUCCGACCAGUUUUCUCAGGCUUCAGUGGCUGUCCAACACGUGAUGCCCCAGGCAACCCGGGCACUCACCAGGCUCACCCCAUGGGGUCACAGGAACAGAGAGCUCGAGACGAGACCCAAGAAAAAUCUCAUCCGUAUACCUGUGGAACGAGAAACAGAAGAUGAAGAAGAAAUAGAAGUGUUCGAACCGGAAAAGAAACCUCAAACCUUCGUCCCGUUUUCAUUCACAUUCGGACUCUUGACUCCCUGGUGGCAAGGGUGAGCAUUU
Molecule: messenger RNA, 581 nt
Organism: Parasteatoda tepidariorum (common house spider)
Lineage: Eukaryota; Metazoa; Arthropoda; Arachnida; Araneae; Theridiidae
Source: RefSeq, a predicted model, not a curated record